Messenger RNA from Lymnaea stagnalis (great pond snail), 2252 nucleotides. Lineage: Eukaryota; Metazoa; Mollusca; Gastropoda; Lymnaeidae. The record is from the annotation of a GenBank genome assembly.
AAUAAAUACAAAUUUAGUUCAAAUCACGAUGUUUGUGUUGAUGACAAAGGCAUGGAUAUCUCAGUUGAUUCUAUACUUUUCACUCGUCCAUACUAUAUUAUGUCAAGGUAGGUAAUGAAUUGACUCUUUUUAUACACACUAUUUCUACGAUGUUUUGUUCAUUCUUUUUUAUUCCUUUAGUUUCAAGAUUUGAUUGCAUUUGCUUUGAAAUAUCUCAGUAUUAUUAUAACUAUAAUGCCGAUAAAAAAACACAUGGGUUACUGACCUUGCGUACAAAGAGUUUGACCACAGUUAACGAUAUGUGCAUUAGUGUCAGUAUCGAGAACACAUCUACUUUGGGUUAACUUAGGACAUUCUGCAGUUUGACAUCUGAUUUUGGAACAUGUCAAAUGAAACUAAAAUGAACACCAAUUAAUUGAUACACAAUGAAAAUAUAUAAAAAAAAGUAAAUUCCUCUUUUGAAAAAAGAGUCUGUUUAACAUUUUGUACAAGUCAUGGUUCCCCAACAAAAGGGCGGCAGGAUUAUACCAUUGCGCGGCUCUAAAGGGUAUAGGAGAACACGAUGACAUGAAGCGAUUUUUUUCGGUUUAAAACAUGUUUUUAUUUUAUUUGAAUCAAACUCAACAUCCGCGCCUUGGUACAUGGAAACAUAACAAAGAAAAAUCAACAAUAAACGAUAUUAAACAAAACCUAUCUCUUAUUUACAAAAAAAAAAAAUCGAAAUCUGGUGCCAAUGAUAAAUUUAAAAAAAAGUGUAUAGGUAUCCAUGAAUCAAUGAUAAAUGUUCAACUUUUCAGAAAAAGGUUGCAUAAUUUUUGGUAUAUAUUUAAAAUUUGUUCAGCUUGGUUUACAUGAAAUCUCUUUAUUUUCUUUUAAAGAUGACAUUGCCUGGUGUGAUGAUACUUUGUCAAUGUCGACAAUUGACGUCCAAUUGGGACACUCGGCCACGUCUUCGGUUUGUGUCCGCAAUAAGAAGAAUGUGAGCCACCAUGUCUCUAUCAACAGCAAACGGAUCAUUCCGGGGUCAGUAUCGCAGUACAGAUUGGUCGUGACGAGGGUUGGUGACAAUGACAUCAACACCAUCGAGUUGGCCAACGUUACCAAGGAUACAGUGAAGUAUCUGAAGUUAAAGAUCACGUUUGCAACGGGAUUUGAGCUAAACAGAAGAAUCAACCUUAAUAUUACAGGUGCUUAUGGAUUUGAAAUAUUUACUUUUUUAAAGCUAGGUAAUGAAAAGUUGUCCUGCGAUAAGAUGUUUCUUAAGAAGACAAUAUUUUGCUACGUGAACGGAGGUGGAGACUCGUUAGUCAAGCUAAUUUAGAAUGUUAAACGCAUAGUGUGUGUAAAACAAAUUUUUACUUUUAUUCAAUCAGGUGAAGUAGAUUCCAUAAAAUUAUAUAUGCACAAAAUAAUUUCUUUUGACUGAAUUUUUAAAUACAAGAUUUUUUAAAAUCAUUUCAUAAAUAAUUGAUAAUUAUUGUUUAUAAUAUUAAUAUAUGAACAUUAUUUUAUCUUAUCUAACACUGUAUAACGCUUGCAGGAAAACUUCAAGUGUGUGAUAAUGAGACUUUGGCUCAAAAUGUCUCAGUCGUUAUUGGCAUGAGAUCCACUGUGUUUUUUUGCGUUACAUCGGAGUUCGGCCAGUCAACACACGUAGCUUUGAAUAACAUCUCUUUACCCAUCAACUUUUUCAACCGCCAAACGAAAUACGUUGUAUCCAUGUACAAAAGAAACGUUGGUGGGGACGCUGACUAUUACUUUAACUUGUUCAUACGAAACAUCACUCGCAAAGACAUCGGUACACAUCUUUUAUGUAUCAAGCCUACAUCAUACAGAUAUAUCUACAUCAGAUUCAACCUUUAUUUAAAACAUGGUACGUUAGAAAGCUUUGCAAAAAAACAUGUUUUGAAAUGUAUUGAAGAUAUUCGUUUAUCGUUUGUUUAUUUGGACGAUAUACAACAUAGAACUUGUAGGUAUUUAUCAUUUAUUUUUAGGAUAAAUUUAUUUGAACUUUGAACAGAUUUAACUUUUUAAUGUUUAUUGUUAAUAAAAUGAGGUAGGCUACUCCUUUUUAAACAUAAAUAAUCAUACGAAAAUAUAUUGGGCGAGCAAUCAUAAAGACAAUAGUAAUAUUUUAAAAAAAUGUUUUGGACAAUUUAAACCAGUUAAAAUAAUGAAGGUAUCAAUAUCGAACCUAAACAAUAAAUUGUAUUUUACUUCACAGAUAAUGAUCCAGACUUCUGCAGAGAAGC